UUGACUGAUUCUCGUCAUUCCACGGCUCCGCCUUGGAAUGAGGUGGUGGAAUCAAUUUCAUCAGACCUAUGCCUCAUUGAACCUAGAGUUGAUAGCUUUCCAGCUUCCCUUGAUAUCUUCUACCCAGAAUCAGUCUCGGAAGAGACAAGGCAUAUUCAGGAUUCCGCUAGCGGACCACAAUUAGUAUCAGAGCAACGUCGACUUUCUGGCCGCAUUUCCCACCAUGGGCCUAGUAGUAAUAAUGAAGCUUUGUUUCCCUGGUCAGAACUUCCAUUUUUCUCGGGAGAUAGUGAUAAGGACGAGGUUCAAACAGAACUUGGAAGUGAUCGAGGAGAGGGGGUGGAUGAAUAUUAUUAUGACACUUUUGUUGCCGGAGGUGGAGAAGACGAAGAAACGGAGAUGACUGAGACAGACUACGAUGCUGAAGAUAAGAUCUGUGACGUUAUCUUCUCUCCAUCUUCAGCUUUAAUUUCUUUGGUCACCGAAUCACCACUGGAAGAUGAUCUUCGGCUUGAGUCACGUACUCGUCGAAUUAAUCGUUCAGGCCCACCACAUUCGGGUCUACCAAGUUGGUUGGUUUGUCUCCUGCGUUGUGAAAAUCAACUGCAUCGUGCACAUAAUCUGCAAUCUGGAAUGCUUCGCUUCAGAACAGAGUCC
Messenger RNA from Protopolystoma xenopodis, 657 nucleotides. NCBI's taxonomy places the organism in Eukaryota, Metazoa, Platyhelminthes, Monogenea, Polystomatidea, Polystomatidae. The record is from the annotation of a GenBank genome assembly.